Kogia breviceps (pygmy sperm whale) is the source of this 1993-nucleotide messenger RNA. RefSeq names its product zinc finger and SCAN domain containing 25 (gene ZSCAN25). Gene Ontology annotation, molecular function: DNA-binding transcription factor activity; RNA polymerase II cis-regulatory region sequence-specific DNA binding. The record is from RefSeq and is a predicted model, not a curated record. NCBI's taxonomy places the organism in Eukaryota, Metazoa, Chordata, Mammalia, Artiodactyla, Physeteridae. Gene Ontology annotation, biological process: regulation of transcription by RNA polymerase II.
CCGGGCGAGCCCGGCACAGGUGCGGGGCCGCGGGCCGGAAGUGGCCGGGUAGCCGGGACCGGGCUGUGAGCCUGCUGCGGGCCUCGGCGGCUGCGAAGCUGUCGCUGCGGGCGGCGCGUCUCCCCGGAGCUGACUCCCGCGGCACCGAGGCUUUGCGGGUCGGGACCCGGGGGGCCGCACCGCGCUGGGCUCAGGCUGAGUACACCGUCAACAUCCUAGCCACCAACAAGUCUAUUGGUUUUACCUCCCAGAUGUCUUGACUUUGUCUGCUUCUUUGUCACCAUACUGAUCUAAGUCUCUUAUCUCCUGCUUGGACCACGACCCUCAGUCUUCUGGGAGGGGGUGUGAAGAUGCUUAAAGAGUGUCCAGGGAUGGCAGAAGAUCGUCAGCAGCAAAUGGGUGUCCCUGUGGUAAAACUGGAGAAAGAGUUGCCGUGGGGCAGGGCGAGGGAAGGCCCCAGCCCGGAGACUUUUCGCCUGAGGUUUCGGCAGUUCCGCUACCAGGAGGCGGCUGGUCCCCAGGAGGCCCUCAGGGAGCUCCAGGAGCUCUGUCGCCAGUGGCUGCGGCCCGAGCUGCACACCAAGGAACAGAUCCUGGAGCUGCUGGUGCUGGAGCAGUUCCUGACCAUCCUGCCCCGGGAGUUCUACGCCUGGAUUCGGGAGCACUGCCCGGAGAGCGGCAAGGCCCUUGUGGCCGUGGUGGAGGGCUUCCCGGAGGGAGCCCCGGAGGCCAAGGCGGUUCCGUGCCAUGUGCAAGGAGAGCAGGAGGAGACAGCACUUUGCAGAGGUCCUUGGGAACCAAGUGUCCACCUGGGGCCAGUGGAGGUCAAGCCCGAGUGGGGGCUGCCCCAUGGGGAAGGGAUUCAAGGCCUCGACCAAGGCACUGAGGAGCAGCCCAGCCAGGACCCUGGAGAGGGGACGCAGGCCUUCCAGGAGCAGGCUCUGCCAGCUCUUCCGGCUGGCCCUGGCCUCCCCGCAGUGAGCCCCGGAGCCCAGGAGAUGGCAGCGGGGUUCCUUACAUCUGGGUCCCAGGGGCUGGGCCCAUUUAAAGACAUGGCCCUGGCUUUCCCCGAGGAGGAGUGGAGGCACGUGACCCCAGCCCAGAUAGACUGCCUUGGGGAGUACGUGGAACCCCAGGACUGCGGGCUCUCACCUCCAGGCCUGGGGGGCAAGGAGAAGGAGGCGAAGACCCAGCCGGCAGAGCCCAAGGGGCCGCUUGCUCGGGGGCCGGCAGAGAGGUUUGGGGAAGCCUCUCUCCAGGGCCCGGAGCUCGGAAGAACCUGUGAGCAGGAGGCCGGGAGCUCGGUGGGAAACGCGCCCGGGCCGCCCCCUCCCCAGCGCGGCGUUGCCCCCCUGCCUGAUGACCUCAAGACCCACAGCUCCUUCUGGAAGCCUUUCCAGUGCCCCGAGUGCGGAAAAGGCUUCAGUCGGAGCUCAAAUCUGGUCAGACACCAGCGGACCCACGAAGAAGACAAGUCCUACGGCUGCGGGGAGUGCGGGAAAGGCUUCGCGCUGCGUGAGUACCUCCUGAAGCACCAGCGGACCCACCUGGGCAGGCGGCCGUACGCGUGCGGCGAGUGCUGGAAAACCUUCAGCCAGCGGCACCACCUGGAGGUGCACCAGAGGAGCCACACGGGCGAGAAGCCCUUCCAGUGCGGGGACUGCUGGAAGAGCUUCAGCCGCCGGCAGCACCUGCAGGUGCACCGGCGGACGCACACCGGGGAGAAGCCCUACACCUGCGAGUGCGGCAAGCGCUUCAGCAGGAACGCCAACCUGGCCGUGCACCGGCGGGCCCACACCGGGGAGAAGCCCUACGGCUGCCAGGUGUGCGGGAAGCGGUUCAGCAAGGGGGAGCGGCUGGUCAGGCACCAGAGGAUCCACACCGGGGAGAAGCCCUAUUGCUGCCCUGCCUGCGGCCGGAGCUUCAACCAGCGGUCCAUCCUCAACCGGCACCAGAAAACGCAGCACCGCCGGGAGGCCCCGGGGCAGUGAGG